CAUAAUCAGCGGUUAUUUCCCUCAUAUCUCAUAAACAAUUCGUACCUUUUAUGCAAAUAGUAACGCACUCUCUGGUGAGGUUGAUACGCAAGACGAAUACGCAAACGAUACACAACCGAUUGGCAAGCAGUCCUUCUAUGCUGCACUGGAUCGAUUAUGGAUGUUAUGGGGGAUGUCCGAGUCCGACAAGUACGAUAUCUCCAACCCAACCCAUGCAAGAAUUGAAACAAAAAGAAAAAGAAGAAUCUAAUGAGGCGAUGGAGAUUGAUGAGAUAGUCCAAGUGACGAUGGAUAUGAAUAGUUUGAGUGUGAGCGAUACCGAUAGCAAUAUCGAUUCCAUGUCAUUAUAAUGAAUGUGUGUGUGUGUAUUGAGAGAGAGAGAGAGAGAGAGAGAGAGAAAGUCGUUCAAAUGGAUGAGAAAUGGAAAAACAAAAUGGCUAUUGGGGAAAUUGCUUUUCUCUCUCUAUUUCACACUUGGGAAUUCUCUCUCUCUCUCGUGCAUUUGCUGUUGAUUGAUAAGAGUCUCAUCUCUCUCUCUCUACCCUUUACUCUCUCUGCCAACUAGACGCUUAUUCUCUCUCUCUCAUUCAUUCACUCAACAUAUGGGGGAAUUGUCACAAUAUCUCUUUCCUUUUAUCAUAUCACACAUCUAUUCAUACUCGCAUGUUCACACUCUCACACUCUUGUAUCUCACUCAUAUUCAACACUCUUAUAUUUGUAGUUUUUAUCUCAUGCAUGUGUUGAGUAUAUCUACAAUUUUUAUUUUGUUGCAUUUCUCUCGUCUUUAUCCACACACAGACGCUUCUUUUUUUUAUUUUUAUUGCGCAGUAUUCUCCCUUGUUCUCCUUGUUUUUUUAUUAUCAGACUCUUCUUUUAAACAGCUCAUCGUUUGGGACAUUUCACACAACUCACGCACACGACUCACGCACGACUCACGGGGACUCUUGCACGCUCUCUCUUGUUCGCCACCCACCCAACAAUCACAAUUCUCACAACGCUCGCGACAAUAGACAUGCCUGGGGUUGUGGGCACCCUCAAGGUGGCAUUCGUAGGUGCAGGGGGAAUCAACUUUGGAACAGUCGAAGGGCCUUGGAACCACUCGACACGCUUGGAACAAACGCUUGGCAACAACCUUGUCGUCACUGCAAUCAUUGACCCGGCUCCUCCGCGCCGUCAGCAAGUCUUGGAAUUCAAACGCCUCUCUUCCGCAGGCCCCUCCUAUGAGCACACCAAAGAGUACGACUCGCUCCCCGCCUAUCUCCACGACAUGACCGCUGGAACCGCAGACAAGCCAGACAUGAUUCUCAUUGGCGUCCCUCCCGCAUUUCACGGGAGCACGCUCCCCGGCAAGGACAUGGAACUCGCCCUCGCCAACGCCAUCCCCAACGUGACGCUCUUUGUCGAAAAACCAAUGUCAAGCUCAUCCGUUCAAGACGUCAUGCUCGUCGGAAAACACUUGGAAGCGUCCCGCAACCUCGUCUCGGUCGGUUACUUUAUGCGCUACCUCCAAGUCGUUCAAAAAAUGAAGCAAUUGAUUGCCGAAAACAACCUGACCGUCAUGUCCACCAUGGCCCGCUACACUUGUUCCUAUGCCCACAUUGCCAAAAAGGACUGGUGGAUGAAAUCCAUCUCGUGUUCUCCCAUUGUCGAACAAGGCACCCACUUUUGUGACUUGUCGCGCUACUUUGGAGGCGACGUGGAGAUUUCCUCGGUCCAAGCCCAUUCCGUCGAACACGACGAACCCCCCGGCCACCUCUCUGUCAUCCCCAUUGACGAAUCCUCCAUCCCACCACAGGAUCGCGUGCCUCGCAUCACCACCGCCAUUUGGAAAUACACGUCGGGCGCCGUGGGAACCAUUGUCCACGGCAUCAACCUCCAAGGCACCAAAUACAAUUGCGAACUCGAAGUCCAUGCCGACGGUUGGUUCCUCCGCAUGGUUGAUCCUUACAAUGAACCCAAACUCUACGUUCGCUCUCCCUUGGACGACGCUGAGCAAUUGUACACGUUCCCCGAGGAUGAUCCCUACCUCUCUCAAAUGGCCGUCCUGGUCGAUGCUGUCAAAUUGGGCAAGCAACAGGAUAUUGGAGAAGGAACGGGCAAGACGGGCGGGAUCCUCUCGAGUUGGGAAGAUGCUUCCAAGACGUAUGAAUUGACGUGGGCUAUUCGGUAUGCUGCUGAAGCUCAGUUGCGUAAACGUGGUGGUAGUGGUCAAGAUGUUCAAUCUCAGACAAAGGUUAAUUAGAAAUCGUGUAUUCGUAACAAAUGCAUGAGCCAAAAAAGUUUUAAAAAUAGGGGAUACGAUUAUAUAGAGACAUAUGUGAUUUUUUUUUCUUGUGUGCAAAAAAGGAUUGAGGGAUGAGAAAUGAUGCGUUGUUUUGGGUAUUUGGUUUGGUGUGGAUUUGUACAUGUUUUUACUAUUUUCUGAAAUAAAUGCUGUUUUAGAAUGCA
This is a messenger RNA of Spizellomyces punctatus DAOM BR117, 2448 nucleotides long. RefSeq lists its product as uncharacterized. The transcript is spliced from 3 exons. The record is from RefSeq and is a predicted model, not a curated record. Gene Ontology annotation, molecular function: nucleotide binding. The coding region runs from base 1013 to 2242 and encodes 409 amino acids. NCBI's taxonomy places the organism in Eukaryota, Fungi, Chytridiomycota, Chytridiomycetes, Spizellomycetales, Spizellomycetaceae.